GGUACCUAAAAUUUUUCAUUAUGACAUUUUAGUACAUAAACUUUUCAAAAGGCUAAAUUGCGAAUUUGGUCACUUGAAUUACUAGUAAAUUUCACAUUAGCCACUAGAAUUACUUUAUUCCAUCGGUAGUCACUUAAAUUAGGUUAAUAGUUCAAGUUUGGUCACUGGCCGUUAGUCUUCGUUGACCUUUGCUGAUGUGGCGGUCAACUCUAAUAGUUGACCGUUAAAUGAGUGACGUGGCAAUUAAAAAAUUAAUAAAAAAUAAAAUUUAAACUUUUCUAAUUUCCAACUCAUUUUUACACCACCCAUUGAAAAAAAUAUCAUGGAUGGUAUAGAUAAUAUAGGAAGUUUCUGUGCAGGUAUAAGUAAGUUAGACGCGGGAAAGCGAAUCAGUUAGCAUAAAACGAGCGUCAAGGUCCGGUCGGGAAGUUCUAGGAUGACUCGACUCUAUUCGAUACUGAACGUUAUACCUACCGCUAGGUACACUGCGAAUAAAGGGAAGACGCUAUCGAUCCCUGAAUCGAGGGACUACGCGCUUUCAAUCCCUUACAGCUGCCUUCCCUUCUACUGCCCGAACUACCAAUCGCCCCUACUAUUAGUAGUCACAGGGGUUUCUCCUUUCUUUCAAGCCAAACCUGCUAAGCCGAUAGAUAUUCUAAAAAAGAAUGAUUGUAUGCAACUAUAGUUACUUUUUUUGCCCUUCCCUUCCUUUCCCUUCCCUGGAACCGACCCAUGCACUCUCCAAAUGCAUAGCAAUUCCAGCACCACUCUCUUCUCCUUCUUCCUCCCUCGUCCCCCAACUUUUCCCUUCGUCUCUUCUUCCUCCUACAAUCCCAAAAGCUUCCCCAAUUGUUCCCAAUCCUCAAACCACAACAAUUCUCACCCCAUACUCCCCUCGCCGGACUCACACUCCCAUCCUAAUGUUGCCACCGCCGCCGCCAGAAUCCCCACUCCGCCAUGGGUCAAAGGUCCUCUCCGCCUCCAGCCGCACGAGCUCGCCAACCUCUCCAACCAUCCUCCCAAACCCCGCAAAACCCAAGAAUUUAUUGGAUCAUGACUGUAAUUUCCAACUCCAUAACUUUAGUGGGGACUUGGAGUAUGACGCUUCCCCUUGCUCACUGUAAGACCCCUCUAAUCCCUUGCGUAUGUUAAAUCUUUGUAUUGUUAUGAAUCACUAUGAUAUAAAUGCAUGCAUUGAUACAAUAGAUGUAUUUUGAAAUUACAUUGUUUGGUUGUUGGGAUUAUAAUUUAUGAAUUGAUUGUUAUAAAGUUACUUUAUAAGAAAAUGUCAUAUUUGUCCUCCACUUUUAAUAUAAAACAAAAAGAACUAUGGACAUAAUUGGAAAAAGUAAAGGUGCUCAAUUAUUAAACCAACAAUCACAACAAUCUCCACUUUUAGUUGAGAUUGUACAAUCCCUCAUUUUUGUUGAUUGUUGGUGGGACCCACACAAAACAAUACAUGCAUUGUUUUGCAACUUGACACUUCCAAACGUUGUAUUGUGGACAAUACAUGUAUUUAACAAAUACAACACUAACAAUCGCAACUUCCAAACGACCCCUAAGGGUAGAGAAUUAAAGGAAUUUAUUUCCCCUAGUUUUCUUAAUUGGAUAAUAUCUUCUUCAUUCUAACUCGGAUUUCAUUUUUUUUUUUUUUUGCACAGAUGGAACGAGUUCGUUGUGCUCUACAAAAUGAUAUCCAUUUUCAAUAUUUUUUGAGAAUUUUUUUUUCAUCCCUCUCGUUACCAACUCCAUACCAUAUGGUAUCUCCUUCGUUGUUUAGUCAUUUUCGGAAAUUUUUGCACAAAAUGAACGAUUUAAUCAUGAUCUAUUGGCUUUCAAAAUUUUCUGGGGGAAAAAAUUUCAUACCUCUCGUUACCAACUCCAUACCAUACUAUACCACCCUGGUAUGAGGUGGUAUUUUUCAUACCAUAUGGUAUGCAGUUAUUUAAUACCAAUCAAUACCAUAUGGUAUUGACUGGUAAUAACUGACAAAUUUUUUUUGUUCCAAAAAAUAUCAAAGUGAAUAUCAUUUUGAAUCGUUACCAACUCCAUACCAUACUAUACCACCCUGGUAUGAGGUGGUAUUUUUCAUACCAUAUGGUAUUCUGUUAUUUAAUACCAGUCAAUACCAUAUGGUAUUGACCAUACCAUAUGGUAUUGACUGAUAAUAACUGGCAAAUUUUUUUUGUUCCAAAAAAUAUCAAAGUGGAUAUCAUUUUGAAGAGCACAAUUAAUCUGAUCUAACUGUGCAAAAAAAAAUCGAGUUAAAACGAGUAUCAUCCGUUAAAGAUUAAGGAAAAGAAAAUUAAUGAUUUUUCCAAGAGAGAGAAGGAGACAUUGAUAUGACAAAUUCUUAUUGAGUUAUGCAUAGAAUUACUCACCAUAAUGUUAUUCACUAGAUCUGCUCCCUCUUAUCUCAAACCCGACGACAACAACAAAAGGGCUUGAUUCGUCUGGAUUUUGGAUUCUCUGCUGUCGGCAAAUCCACCCUCAUUUUUUUAGUUUCUAGGUGAGGCGGCAGGAGAGCUAUCGGCGGAAUUCAUCAGAGGAUUGUUUUGGUGAGCUAGUCGGCGGUGGGUUUUGGGUCAUUGAUAGAAAUACGGAGAAAGAUAACAAAAAAAUAAAAAAUUUAAUAUAAGAAAGUAAUUUUGUUAAUAUGAUGUGGGGUUCAGGUGGCAUGGAGUGUCUAGUUAGAGCUGACAUGUGAGCCAAUAUGUCAUUUACAUUAGUGAACUAAAUACGUAAACGCGUAAGUUUUUAAAUUUUAAAGUGCAAUUUAGUCCGAUUUUAUACGCUAAAGAUUUUAUAUGAAAACGAAAACGGUUUGAUUUUUAAACCGUAAACUUUAAGUUUUAAACCGUGAUUUUGACUGCAUUCUCCAUGCCUAAUAUAUAUAUUGUUAAUUGUUAAAAGCCUAUGUUUGAGUUACUAUUCAUUAGUGGUUCUCACACUCCUCCAAGUGCAAGCGGGGAAGUUUCAAGUCCUUCUUUUACCCCACUCUCCAUUCUAUAACCUUUGUGUUUAGUUAUUGUUUGCUAGGUUUUCGUCUAUGUCUUUUUGCACAAAUCAUCGCCCUUGUGUUUUCUUAUUGUUCGCUAGGAUUUUGUCUAUGGAUUUUUUCACAAAUCAUCGCCAUUGUGUUAUUAUCGCCUUUGUGUUUGGUUAUUGUUCGCUAGGUUUUCGUCUAUGUAUGUAUUGAUAUAUAAAAGCCUAGGUUUGAAUUACUAUUCAUUAGUGGCUCUCACACUCCUCCAAGUGCAAGUGAUGAAGUUUCAAGUCCUUCUUUUACCACACUCUCCAUUCUCCAACUUUUGUGUUUAGUUAUUGUUCUCUAGGUUUUCGUCGAAUUUUCAAGUCCUUCUUUUACCCCUCUCCAUUCUACAACCUUUGUGUUUAGUUAUUGUUUGCUAGGUUUUCGUCUAUGUCUUUUUGCCCAAAUCAUCGCCUUUGUGUUUUGUUAUUGUUCGCUAGGAUUUCGUCUAUGACUUUUUGCACAAAUCACCGCCUUUGUGUUAUUAUCGCCUUUGUGUUUGGUUAUUGUUCACUAGGUUUUCGUCUAUGACUUUUUGCACCCACCUUUCCCCACCACUUUGCAUGUCAUCUCGAAAUACUGUCGGCGGGAUCCUAAGUAGUUCCCCACCACCGUUUUCUAAGGCCGCUACUACGAGUUUUUUAUCGGGACCGAGUUUCAUCCUCUUCAGUGUUUUUUUCUUUCUUUUCUUCCUUUUUGUUGAGUAACCCAAACACAUGGGUAUCCUAUAUAUCUUGAACAUAAAUCAUCGUCUUUGCCCAUCAUUUUGCAGCACAUCUCGAAAUACUGUCGGCGGAAUCCUAAGUUGUUCCCCGCCACCAUUUCCCAAGGCCACUACCACGAGUUUUGUAUCUGGACCGAGUUUCAUCAUCUUUAGUGUUUUUUCCCCUUUUUGUUGAGCAUGAUCACAAUUGAACCCAAACACAUGAGUAUCCUAACUUGAACUCAAAUCAUCGCUUUUGCCCAUCCUUUUGCAGCCCUUCUCGAAAUAUUGUCGGCGAAAUCCUAAGUUGUUCUCUACCAUCGUUUCCCAAGGCUGCUACCACGAGUUUUGUAUCGGGACCGAGUUUCAUUAUCUUUAGUGUUUUUUUCUUUCUCAUUUUCCUUUUUGUUGAGCAUGAUCACAAUUGAACCCAAUAUCACUACCGAAAAUUCAUACCAUAUCUACUCAAUGUUGGCGAGUUUUGUAUCAGGACCGAAUUUCGUUUGCUUCUAGUAUUUUUUUCAUUCACUUUUCCUUUUUGUUUAGCAUGAUCACAAUUGAACUCAAAUCCAUGAGUGUCCAACCUAAUUCGAUUCGGUCAAAGCGUCUUGAAACGGACUUUAGUAUUUAUAAAUUUCUCUUUCUUCUUCUUUUGGUUGGGAAGACAAUUAAACCCGAACUUAAGGUUUUGACGAGUGUUAUAUUGUGAGCGAGCUUUAUCAGCUUUUGUAGUUGACAGGUUGAACCAAAUGUUAAUUUGUUAAAAAAUUGUUCAAAGCGAGUCGAACACAUUGUUGAUAAGUUUUAGAUCGAAAGCAAGUUUUGUACGCUUUAAUGUUUUUUAUUUCUCAUUUUCCUUUUCGUUGAGAAUGACAAUUGAACUCUGACCCAUUGUUGAUACGUUUCGUAUCGAGAGCGAGCAAAUUUUAUCUGCUUUUGUAAUUGAAAUGUUGGGUAAAUUGUGAAUUUGUUAAAUCUUGGUCACCCAGGUCAAAGUGAGUUGAAUGAAGUGUUGAGAGUUUGGGGUCAUAAGCGAGUUUUAUCCGCUCUAGUAUUUUUUUAUCCUUUUCCUUUUGGUUGAGAAUAACAAUUGAGUCCAAACGCAUGGGUAUACAACCUAAUUCGACCCGACCAAAGCGACUUGAACCCAAUUUUACAGGUUUUCGACGGGAGCGAGUUUUAUCUGUUUUAGUAACUAGCAUGUUGUGUCAGGUGUGAAUUUGUCCAACACUCGGUCCAAUCAGGUUAAAGCGAGUUGAACUUGCUAUUGAUGAGUUUUGAGUCAGUAGCGAGUUUUAGCUUUAGUGUUUUUCAUUUCGUUUUUUCUUUUUGUUUGAGAAAGACAAUUAAACCCAAAUCCAUGGGUAUCCAACCUAAUUUGACCUGAUCAAUGCGAGUCGAACCUCCUCAAACCUGUAAUCAGUCAAAAAAAUUCAUAAUUGAGAACCACGAUUACCUCAAACCCAAAGAAAAGGCAAAAAAGUAC
Molecule: messenger RNA, 5220 nt
Organism: Linum trigynum
Lineage: Eukaryota; Viridiplantae; Streptophyta; Magnoliopsida; Malpighiales; Linaceae
Source: the annotation of a GenBank genome assembly